Messenger RNA from Antechinus flavipes (yellow-footed antechinus), 1697 nucleotides. It is a transcript of the gene ASCL1, whose product is annotated as achaete-scute family bHLH transcription factor 1. Gene Ontology annotation, cellular component: RNA polymerase II transcription regulator complex. The record is from RefSeq and is a predicted model, not a curated record. Gene Ontology annotation, biological process: regulation of neurogenesis; positive regulation of transcription by RNA polymerase II; neuron differentiation. NCBI's taxonomy places the organism in Eukaryota, Metazoa, Chordata, Mammalia, Dasyuromorphia, Dasyuridae. Bases 761 to 1528 code for a protein of 255 amino acids. Gene Ontology annotation, molecular function: DNA-binding transcription factor activity, RNA polymerase II-specific; RNA polymerase II transcription regulatory region sequence-specific DNA binding; protein dimerization activity. The transcript has 2 exons.
GAGGGAGAGAGGAGGGGGUGGAGUGGGGGCCGGAGCUGCCGCUGCUGUUGCAAGCAGCGGGAGUGGGGGGCGAGGCGGGGCCAGGGAGAGCGCGUGGGGCUGUGUGUCCCAUUGAAAAGGCGGUCGCACUCCGGACCGUGAGCACUCACUUCAAGCCAGGGAACGUGGAAGGCGCCAGGGGAGGGAGAGCGAGGAAAAAUAAAAGAGAGAGAGAGAAAUUUUAAAAAGGGGGCCGGAGCACGACUGCAAGAAGCGGAGAAGGAGACCUAGCAAGAGAGUGGAGCUCUCCGGGAAGAGAAAGAGGGGACAGGAGGAUAGACAAGGAGAAGCAAGGAGAGAGGAGAGCAGGCAGGCUCCUCACUCGCUUGCCUUUUUUUUUUUUUCUUUUUGCAAGAAGGAGCAGCUAGCGGCAGCCUCACACGCGAGCGCCACGCGAGGCUCCCGAAGCCAACCCGCAAAGGGAGGAGGGGAGGGAGAAGGAGGAGGAGGAGCGGUGGGAGGCGGAGGGAAGACAUUGCCACCUUCCAUUUCCCCCACCCUCAGGAGUCUCCUCUUUUUUUUUUCCUUUUUCUUUCUUCCUUUCUUUUUUUUUUUCUUUUUUCUUUUUUUAAUUUCGCCCCGAACACCUUCUUUUCAGUCCCUUUCCUCUCUUCCUUUGCGUUUGUCUCCGGCGCCUCCGCUUUCCUUCUGCUCCCUCCUCCCCGCGGUAGCCCUCCUCUCCAUCCCUCCCUGUCCCGGCUUCCACAUCUCCUGGCGGCCCAUGGAGAGCCCCUCCAAGAUGGAAAGCACCGGGGUCAGCCAGCAGCCUCCGCCACCGCCGCCGCCGCCGCAGCCCCAGGCGCAGCCACCCCAAUCUCAGCCGCCACAGCCGUUCUUGCAGCCCGCCGCCUGCUUCUUCGCGGCUGCAGCGGCGGCGGCGGCGGCAGCGGCGGCGGCGGCCGCCCAGAGCGCGCAGCAGCAGCAGCAGCCACCGCCGCCGCCGCAGCAGCCGCAGCCCCCGCCGCCGCAGCAGCAGCUGAGCCCGGCCGACGGCCAAGCCUCGGGGGGCGGUCACAAGUCAGCGCCAAAGCAAGUGAAACGGCCGCGCUCCUCGUCGCCCGAGCUGAUGCGCUGCAAGCGGCGCCUCAACUUCAGCGGCUUCGGCUACAGCCUGCCCCAGCAGCAGCCGGCCGCCGUGGCCCGGCGCAACGAGCGCGAGCGCAACCGCGUCAAGCUGGUCAACCUGGGCUUCGCCACGCUGCGGGAGCACGUCCCCAACGGCGCGGCCAACAAGAAGAUGAGCAAGGUCGAAACUCUGCGUUCGGCCGUCGAGUACAUCCGCGCGCUGCAGCAGCUCCUGGACGAGCACGACGCCGUGAGCGCUGCCUUCCAGGCGGGCGUCCUGUCGCCCACCAUCUCUCCCAACUACUCCAACGACUUGAACUCAAUGGCCGGCUCCCCGGUCUCGUCCUACUCGUCCGACGAAGGCUCCUACGACCCACUCAGUCCAGAGGAACAAGAACUUCUGGACUUUACAAACUGGUUCUGAACGCCUUCUGCAGCCCAGGCCCGAGGGAAAGGCAACUUUUGGAGCAGGGUGACCGGAGAGAACCUGCCUCUUUAGCAUUUUAUUUUCUCCGCCAGAGACACUGGGAGGAAGAAGAUGAAAUCGGCUCCCCUUCCCCCAAACAGACAAAAAAAAAAAAAAACAAAAACAA